This is a messenger RNA of Solanum verrucosum, 229 nucleotides long. RefSeq lists its product as uncharacterized. Bases 10 to 216 code for a protein of 68 amino acids. The transcript has a single exon. The record is from RefSeq and is a predicted model, not a curated record. Lineage: Eukaryota; Viridiplantae; Streptophyta; Magnoliopsida; Solanales; Solanaceae.
CAAAACAGGAUGAAGGAUUGGGCAGCUCCGAUCAUAGCAACAGCGCUAUUUGGAUUUCUAUGUCCAGGACUUAUAUUUCAAAUGCCAGGAAAACAUAGGCCUGUCGAUUUCAUGAAUAUGAAGACCAGUAUCGUUUCUAUGUUGCUUCACACUCUCUUCUUUGGUUUGUUUCUUAUGCUUUUCCUUGUCAUUCUCAAUAUACAUCUCUAUGCUUAAUUCAUCUACUUUU